Heterotrigona itama is the source of this 2498-nucleotide messenger RNA. Lineage: Eukaryota; Metazoa; Arthropoda; Insecta; Hymenoptera; Apidae. The record is from the annotation of a GenBank genome assembly.
AUGAACUUGAAACCUUUCGAACAGUCUGAAUACUCUACACAAAGAAGUAUGCUACUUGUUGCCAAGCGUAUAUUGUACAUAUAAUAAUUUGACAAAAAUUUUUGCAUAUAUUCGACAAUAUGCCGAAUAUCCAAUAUUCCAACUUAUUAUUUUAACUAGAUGUUUCUUCUACUGGUCUAGUCCUUAUGAAUUACGAUAAUUACUAUAUUUUGUAAUGUUCGAUGUCUCGAAAAAGUAAUCGAUAUGAAGCACACGAGGUCUCGAACUAUCUAUCACCUUUCUCUUUUGUACAAUCUUCCUUUCUUCAAUCGUAUCGUAUUUAAUAUGUCGUUGCUAGUCUGUUACUUGAUGAGUGUACGACAAUCAUAUUCGUGCCACUUUAACCAAAAUCCAGAACACUUGUGUUUAACUGCGAGGAAACCGCAGUGAACGCUGUCCAAUAGCGUUUCGGUGCAUUACACGUCCAUACUGAACGUCGUGUCGCUUAACAAUUGUUAUUUAUUUUUUAUCAGUUUCUAAGAUUCUUGGUAAUUAUGAAUUAAAGAAGGUGUAGUAGCUGGUAGUUACGACAUGGCUGAGUACCGUUAGUUCAUUUUCUAUUAUUUUCAAAUCAUUUAUCGAUGUUUCAUUUUCUAUGAUUAGCCUUGGUUUCUCCUCCAUUUUGCUUCCUAUAUAUGGGACACCGCCCUUCGAACAGCUAUUAGUAAUUUUUUAUUUUUUCGUUCGAGCAAUAUAAAAUUAUUAUAAAGGCAUUUUAUUAUUAUAUUAAUAUUAUUUUCGUCAUUUGGAAAAUUUUUCACGAGUUUCUUGUAAAAGUUACAUAACCUCAAAAUUGUGCAAAUUCAUAAUUUUGUGUUUUACUUUAUUAAUUCGAUCAUUGCAUAUAGUAUUAUUUUAAGUAUAAUCAUUUUACGAUGUACUCCAGAAUGUCAUCUACAUAAGCAUAAAAUAAAAUUUACAAAUCUUUUUAAAUGUUAUUUUGGUUCUCUUAAGGAUCAGGCUCUUAUUGUGUAUCAUCAGGGGUAGGCAGUGAUUCUGAAGUCAUGGCAGAAUUAGCAGCAUUUCUUGGUCAAGAAAUUCCUGAGGGAAGAAACAACCUGGCUGACAAUCAUAUAAAUCUUGAGAGGGUCGCUGAUUAUUGUGAAGCUAACUAUUUUCAAGCAGAAAACAAGAGAAUAGCUUUAGAAGAAACCAAAAAUUUUACUACUCAAUCACUGGCUAGUGUAGCCUACCAAAUAAAUACCCUUGCUUAUAAUUUUUUGCAACUAUUGGAUUUACAAACAUCUCAGCUUGCUGAGAUGGAAAGUCAAAUGAAUCAUAUUGCUCAAACAGUUAUGAUACACAAAGAAAAAGUAGCUAGAAGAGAGAUUGGAGUGUUAACAGCUAAUAAAAUCACAGUACGUCAGUACAAAAUCAUUGCACCAGCAAAUCCUGAGAAACCAAUUAAAUAUGUAAGAAAAAGCAUUGAUUAUACAAUCUUGGAUGAUAUUGGACACGGAGUACGUAGUAGUGGUACUCCAAGGAGCAAACAACGUGGUGGAAGUCAAGGCAGUGUACAAAGUUUAGGAGCAACUUCCACUGGUUCUGGAUUAGGUGCAGCUAUGGUAGGACCGGCUCCUACCACUAAACCACCUACUCCUCCUCAGACAGUAAGAACAGGAACAUUGAGUAAAGGAUCACGAGAAUACAGAACACCACCUGCAGUUGCUCCACCUCAAGUUCCUAGUCAUUAUGCUCCUAAUUAUCCAUUGGGUCAUCCAAGAAGAGAACGUGGCCCUGGUUAUAGUACAUUACCUUUACAUGCACAUACUACAUCUCAUGCAACUCAUAAUACCAAUCACAAUGCACAUACAAACACUGUAACCCAACAUACUUCACCACCUCAAGUAGGAACAGUUCAUCCAUUACAAAGUCAUCCACAAACACCACCACCAGCACCACCUAGUGUAACAGCAGGCUAUGUCCAAGAACAUAAUAGUAUGCCUCCACCACCUUCACCGUUAGUUGGCAUAACUGGCAAUACGUUAGAUUUUACAAAUUAUCACACUUUGUCAGAAAGAUUAGGUCAUCAAGUUAGUCGAAGUAGUGGUGCAAAUAGCCCACCAUUACCACCACCGCCACCACCAGAGCAAGAAGAACAUCCACAAUUUGGUAGGCCUACACAAUCUAGCGGUGCUAUCAUGCCUAUUGUUCCAGAUGAAGAAGAUCUCCCUGGUUGGGUUCCAAAGAACUAUAUCGAGAAAGUUGUGGCAAUAUAUGAUUAUUAUGCUGACAAAGAAGAUGAGUUGAGCUUCCAGGAAAGCUCUGUAAUUUAUGUACUGAAAAAGAAUGACGAUGGAUGGUGGGAGGGAGUCAUGGAUGGUAUAACGGGUUUGUUUCCCGGAAAUUAUGUAGAACCUUGUGUUUAAUAAGUGCUUCAAUGCAUUUAGAUAUAUCAAAAUUGUGAAUAUUGAUAAUUAUUCACAGAAGACUGCAAAUUCAAGGGACAUAUUCCUUGA